Molecule: messenger RNA, 6826 nt
Organism: Dunckerocampus dactyliophorus (ringed pipefish)
Lineage: Eukaryota; Metazoa; Chordata; Actinopteri; Syngnathiformes; Syngnathidae
Product: kelch domain-containing protein 8B-like
Exons: 7
Coding region: 537-1616 (359 amino acids)
Molecular function (GO): protein binding
Source: RefSeq, a predicted model, not a curated record
GAAGAGGAUAGUAAUUGUUGGAUGCUGCCGCUUCACAGGAACCGAAUAUGGCCCGCUGCCCUCUCCAGAACAUGCCGUGACUAUCACAGUGCCUGUGGACUACGACGUGGUGGACCGCGACUACACUAUUGGAUCAUUUUUGAAAGGUUGGGCCUCAGCGAGGGACCUUCUUCAAAGCUCAGUGAGUCACACACUACACGAGUCCUUCAGGAUAUGGAGAUUUUGCCUAAUUAAGGCUUGUUUUUGGACAUCCAAAGAAGUCUUUUUGUUGCUCUUUUGGAUCAUCCUGUUGUGCUUUUUGUGGAAUUGAAGAGUUGAACCUGGAGAUAGCCUUUUUUCCUGUGGAGUACAUUCAAGUUCCAGUAAUCAGGAUCCACUGAAGGAAGGAGGGAGGCCAGAGAAGUGAUGGGAAGAUGACUGAGCUAAGAUAAAACACCAACAGCUGAAUGAAUAAAACAUUUGUAUAGGAGGAGUCGUGACAUCUGCCACAGGACCUGGUGUGUGAUGCUGUGUCCCUUCCUCUCGCUCCCGGAGACAUGCCCGUGCAGGAGAUGGCGGUGAGUCCUGUCAAGUCCCUCUACUGGGAGCAGUUUCCCCCCAUGUCCCAGCGUAGAGUCUACAGCACUCCCGUCUACCACGAGGGCCUGCUCUACGUGCUGGGGGGCUGCAGCGAGACCGGCACACCCCUGGACAGUGUGGAGGUCUUGGACGUGGAGAGCCAGACGUGGAGCCAGCUGCCGCCGCUGCCUACGGCUAGGGCUGGGGCCGCCGCCGUGGCACUGGGAGGGCAGGUUAUGGUGCUGGGGGGCAUGAAUCAACAACAGACCCCCUUGGCUUCAGUGGAAAUUUAUCACCCAGAUGAGGGCAAGUGGGAACCAAAGGCCAGCCUGGGACAGCCCUCCAUGGGUGUCACCACCGUGCAGAAAGAUGGCAAGGUGUACGCACUGGGAGGUAUGGGAGCAGACAUCACGCCACAGGCCAUUGUGAGAGUUUAUGAGGCAGAAAAGGACCAAUGGCAACCGCUGACCUCCAUGCCUACACCACGCUAUGGAGCCACACCCUUCGUAAAAGGAAACAAAAUCUACAUAAUGGGCGGUCGUCAGGGAAAGAUGCCGGUGACGGCACUGGAGGCGUUCGACCUGGAGAUGAAGAGCUGGACACGCUACCCCUGCAUCCCAAGCCGGAGGGCUUUUUCUUGCUGUGCUACAAAUGAGCGAAGCCUCUUUAGCCUGGGGGGGCUCCAGCAGCCGGGGCCGCACAACUUCUACUCCAGACCUCAUUUUGUCAGCACUAUGGAGGAGUAUGAUUUGGAUCAAGGUAUGUGGAUGAAGCCCAGUCGAAUGUCAAGGAUGCGGGAGAAGAGAGCUGACUUCGUGGCAGGAUGUCUAUGUGGACGGGUCAUUGUGGCUGGUGGUCUAGGCAAUGAACCCUCACCUUUGGGCUCCGUGGAGAGCUACAACCCAGUAAAGCGACGUUGGGAAUACGUGGCGCCCAUGCCCACUGCCCGCUGCUCGUCUGCGCUCCUGCAGACCCCCGACAUGCUUUUCGUCAUUGGUGGAGUGUCACAGGGGCCGAGCAAUGCCGUAGAAGCUCUCUGCUUACAAGAGACAGUGUGACAAUAACACAACAUCUGAUGAUUUAUUCAAUGUAGUUUGGAAACAAGCCAGAUGACAUGGAGCUAGAAAGUAUUCUCCACAUGUACUUUUCUAUCUUCAUGAUGGUACAGGCAUUUUGUUAAAGACACAAAAAGGCAUCUCUAGAUAUUUGCUGACAGAGCUGGAUUGACAAAUACAAAGACAGCUUGAAUUGUUGUGACUGACAAGAAGGAGAGACAGCUUGUCUUCUCUGCAGAAGAUGCACAAAAACGAGCAAAAAAAUACACACACUUACAGUGUACUAAAAAAAUCACAUGCCUUUGAACUGUUGAGCAUUUUUCAGAAUAAAAGCAGGGUAUUUUUGUGGAUAUUCUAAAAGGAACAUAGGGCCAUAUAUGUGUCACGCUCCCCUGCUGCUGCUGUGGCAUUGUUUUUCUAUAAUGCUGUUUUUUCUUAUGGUGGUUGAAGGAAUACUCUUGUUUUUGUUUGGAACUUAGCAUUGCUGAAGACCACAGUGUCAACAUCAGAGUCUGUCUACAGCCUGCUUGAGCAGCGGCGUAGCCUGGAUGACCAAUGCCCUUGGGCAAGGCAAGAAAAUGUAAGAAAGAUUACAACUUUUAAAAGUUUAUAAGCUGUUAUGUUUUGCGGCUCCAGACAAUUUUUCUGUAGUGGGCGAGAGGGCAAAAUGGCUCUUUUGAUCGUAAAAGUUGCCAACCCCUGCCUUAAACAGGAACUGCAUUUUUAAGAAAAUUGCAAAUGCAAAUAUAUAUAAUUUGCAAUGAUUCCGAGUACCACUGUACAUGCCUCACUAUAAGAAAGAAGAACCAGGUUAUUGGUGAUAAUUAAACAGCUAUAAUGAAAUAUGUAGUGGUAUAUCAUUACUAACUACACCUUUUAGUUGUUAAAAAAUUACUAAAAACAUUACAAGGUAUAAAGUAAUUUAUGGCUAUCUGCGGGUAAAAUUUUAACUUUCCAUUUUAACGUAUCUCUAAAUAUAUUUAACCGCUUCCCCUCAAGAAAAUAUACCCCAUUUUUAUGAAAACAUUCUGGUUGAUUUUAAGUAAAUUAACUCCUUUAUUUACCAAAUAGAUGAUGCAAGCACAGUUCUCAACUUAAAAAUGGCAAUUUAAAACCCACCCAUAACUGUGUAUUGGCCCAUGUCCCACUGGUUGGGAACCUCUGUGUUAAAGCAUCAAGGGGAAUAUACAGUGUGGCUUAAAUUAAUUUGUAAAUAUUAAAAAUUGGUGAAAAAUGUGUUCAAUUUAACAUAAGCAGACAGAUUUUUAAACCAGUCAUGAACCCUGCUACUAAUAACAGCCGCCAAGCAACACCACUGGACACUGCAAAAACUGAAAUCUAAACAGGAUUAAAUAAUCACGGAGCAUAUCAGAUAUAUUACUUUAAAAAAGCAAAAUAAUUACCAACUGAAUCACAAAUGUUGCUACAAUUAAACAACAUCAUUUCUGUGUUUUUUAGGCUGUAAGAGAAUAAUUAUAAGAGGGAUUUUAAUAGAAAUGUAGACUUUUUUUUCCGUCAUACACAUAGACCUAGAUGCACAGAAAACGUUUAUUUUGGGUAUGUCAUUUUUGAGCAUGAGUCUAAAAAAAAUUGUUUUGAACUGUUGCUUAGAUUUCUCAGAUUUUGCAGUGAACUAAAGUGUGUGACCUUCGACCACACUCACUGUGCUUCUCUUUGCUAGAAAAUCAAGCUGGCUGUGGUUGAAUUUGUUGUGCUACACCUUUAAAGUGUAGCACCCUUGAUCCUUUGUAAACACUAUCAACCAUCACUGCUGACAUGUUGUAUUUGUUCCCUUGGUUUUAAAGAACGACAGCAACACAGUGAAUUUAUUACCUCAGAUUGACACAUUUUGAAGUAGAAAUCAUCUCAAGGUGAUGCAACCUGAGCAACCUUUUGAAGCGUGAAAUUAGUUUGAACGAGACAGUCGUUGCCAUUGUUCCUUGUUUAUGUACAGGAGUGCCCACCAUUGUGAUUGUUGCAUUGUCUCAUUUUUAUGUUUUUAGGAUGCAAUAUGUAGUACAUACGGAUACAGUUAGGGUGUGCUUACACUAGGCCUAUUGUACCACGCUUCACACCUUAAGUACGUCGCAUUUUGCUCGUGUGAACACGUUGAUCCAAUGUAUCCAAGUAUGGCACACUUAAUAUCCUGAAAGAAGGGGGCUGUGGCACGGCGCUAUUGCAAGACAUGCACAGACACGAAAUCGCUCCUCCCAAGUUCUCAAUAAUAACCGAUUAUUAUUAUAACAUUUCAUAAUAGAAAUAGGAUACAAAGACAAAAAAGUCAAACGCACCUGCGACUACAUUUGUAGGAGUAAUAAAGACGUGUUGUUUAGUUAAUGGUGAUCAUGCUUUUCCGGUUCUUAAUGAUAACCGAUACGUUUCAGAAUAUAAAUCAAAUACAGACUCAAAAUAAUCCGUAAGUCAAACCCACGGGGUGCUUGCUUACCUGCAACUGUAUUCGUGUGCGUAAUAGACGUGCCAUUUCAUUAAUGUGAUUAAUCCCCGCCAGUUCUUAAUGAUAAAUGACACAUUUGACAACAGAAAUAAAAUACAAAGAGUCAAAAUAAACCAAAAGCCGUGGCACGAUUGCUGACUCACGGCUACAUUUGUGUGCGUAAUAAAGAUGUGCCAUUUCAUUCAUGCAAUUCAUCUUCACCAUUUUUUUCUGAUAAGCAACACAUUUUAUAAUAGAAUAGAAUAAAAAAUAACACAAAUAAUAAUGUGAGCGCGCCUCUCACUACUGGUAGUGUAAAUCCGAUGCUCCUACAGUUGUUCAAGUCGCAUACUGUCGAGCCGACCUAUACGUUAUCCAAAGGUGUGUAUUGCGAUGUGAGAUUUGGGGAAAGGCAAGCAAAAGUUCUUCUUGUCAUCUGAAAAUUAUUUUAAAAAUUUGUGUCCAUGAAGCAACUCACGUAAUUGUCCCACAACUCCUGGCUGCAACGCCUUACCCACAUGCUCCUUGGAACGUCUCAGUAAGUUCUCUACAAACUGCCACUGCCAAAAGCUUUAUCCUCUUUCUUCUUCAUCUCCUUUGUAAAAAAUAAUUUGGUUAAGAAAUUGUUGACUCCGGUUGCACACAAUCCUUGAAACUGCCACAAAUGCGCCAGGACUGAGACAUUGUGGCCAAUGUCUCAGUUAGGGCCAUGUGACAUUGUGUUUUUGUGUGUUUUGUUAAUGUGAACAACUACAUAAAAAGAUUGAAGUUUAACUAAGCAAACUGAAUUGGUCAUCAUACCCUGCAGUGUGGAUGUAGCCUUAGUGCGGUGCUUCUCAGUUAUUUUCUUUCAUGCCCCCACUAGGGGGCAGAAAUGUUUUACGGCCCCCCCUCCAACUUGAAACAUUGUUAAGAAACUGAUAUCUAUUUAUUCAUUUGUACUGUACAAACUGAACUCGAAACUGAAAUGCAACAAAAUGGAGAGCAGUGAAGCAUCCAAGCGUAUUUAAGUGUCAAAUUGCAUGCUGAGUACGACAAAUUCAUACAUGUUGGCAGGUCUGCACUAAUAUUGAAGGUCCUCUCUGGCUGUCACGCUCCCUCUGACAAUUCACCCCCCCUCCCCACCCACUAUUUGAGAAGCACUGCCUUAGUGUCAAUGUGCCCAUACGUACUUUAGGGAGAUGAGAGGCUGGUGCAGCUCAGAUAGAAUGCCAAUUGGUUAUUUUUGGUUCUCCAUGAUGUGCACCCUUUUGAUUGUGUUAGUAUUUAUUAUUAGACCAGCCAUCUGGAGGUUGUGCAGUGUCCUCCUCUGCUCAAAAUAAUCCCUCAAAAGAAUUGUACAGCCAUACAAGGUGGUCCUGGUUCUUUCAUUUUGUGUGUGUGUGUGUGUGUGUGUGUGUGUGUAUUUUUUUUUAAAAGCCACAGUGGCUCCAUGUUCCAUCCAUGUGGGGUUACUUUCACCAUUGAAGUAGAACCAUGUUCUUAGCCAGUGGAGGAUAAGAGAGAGCUUCAGGAUGAUUCAUUGGUAGCAGGUUGAUAGACGGCAAUUACAUGCUGGAGCGUUUAAGCAGGCCAUGAGAGGAUGAUGGUGCGCACAAGGCAGCAUCUACGUGUAUGUAAAUAGAGACUCAGGAUGAAAGACAGCUGAGGUGGCUUGGGCAUCUAGUCCGGAUGCCUCCCGGAUGCCUCCCUGGUGAGGUGUUUCGGGCAUGCCCAGCCGGGAGAAGGCCCCGGGGAAGACCUAGGACACGCUGGAGGGAUUAUGUCUCACAGCUGGCCUGGGAACGCCUUGGUGUCCUCCCAAGGAGCUGGAGGAGGUGGUCGGGGACCAGGAAGUCUGGGCUUCCCUACUGAGCCUGCUGCCCCCGCGACCCGGACCCGGAUAAGCGGAGGAAAAUGGAAUGGAAUGGAAUGAAAGACAAACUGACUCCCAUGACAGGAACUUCAGUAUACAUUUAGAGUUAGUGACAUUAUAUUAGUGUUGAUUACUCAAAAAACUACUAUUAUUUAUAACAAGGAGUUCAACCUGGGAGAAGUACGCACACAUUACAUAUUGGUGAAGAUCCAAAGUGUGGAUUCAGGAUUAUUCGUUGCUUCAUCAAUUACAUUACUUUUUAUCAUUCAGUAAUAAUUAUGUCUUUUUAAAUUUUUUGCAUAUGAGUAAAUAAUUCAACCCCGUUUUCCUCCUUUUUUUUUACUAAGCCAUAGCAGCAUCACUGCAAAGGCUUAAGUGGAAUUAUUUUCUUAGUUAGUAUUUAUUUAUAAUUAAAAAUAAUUACAUUUUAUUUAACAAUAAUAUAUUUAUUUAAUCAUAAAUGUAUUAGGAACAUGAUACAGAGUAAAUUUACAAAUGAUUUGUUUUUCUACCCCCCAAAAAUGUAACUCGAAUAGCAUUACCGCCACCUACAGGACUGAAGUGAAACUAUUUACAAGUACACUAGAAUGAUUUGUUCAUUUAUUUAUGAAUGUAUUGGCAGGUUAACAAGUCAUUCAGCAAAUUAUUUAUUUAGAAUUGUUUGUGGCAAUUUAGGACACAUUAAUUGUUAAAUGCUAAAUGUUUUUUUUUUAAACUCUUUACUAAUUUUGCAUUAUUUAUAAUUGCAAUCAAAUAUUGAUUAAAAUAUACAGUAAAUAUUUAUGACAAGUUGACUAAUUUUUUUUUUUGCCUUAUUGUUUUUUUUCCCUUUGUUAACAUUACUGCCACCCACACACACACACACACACACACCUUACCACUCUUGUAAAGAUAUUGAGUGGACAAGCAGUAGCUUUGCGUUAA